AUGGCCUUUGCAAAAGAACCGUACGACCCAGCCACGACCGACCAAUGGCUGGUCUGCACAGCCUGCGGCACGCAAUUCCCCACGGCCGACCGCGCUGCUGUGACGACGUGCUUCAUCUGCGACGACCCCCGGCAGUUUGUGCCCGCAACCGGCCAGGCCUUCACGACGGUCGCGUCGCUCAAAGACGCCCGCCCGCGGUACCAAAACGUGUUUUCGCCGUACGCCGGCGACAGCCGCAUCACGUACAUCCGCACCGAGCCGGCGGUGGGCAUCGGCCAGCGCGCGACGCUCCUCGCCACGCCGGCCGGCAACGUGCUCUGGGACUGCCUCACGUUUCUCGACGACGAGACGGUGCAGCGCACCCGGGACGCGGGCGGCCUGCGGGCCAUUGUCAUCAGCCACCCGCACUUUUACGGCGCGCACGUCGUGUGGGCGCGCGCCUUUGGCUGCCCCGUCUACACCGCCGCCGAGGACGCCGCCUGGGCCACGACGGCCUCGGCCCACCGGCAGCUGCUGGCGGGUGCGGAGACGGCGAUCCUCGACACGGGCGUCGCCGCCAUCAAGGUCGGCGGCCACUUCCCAGGCUCCAUGGUGCUGCUCUACGACCGGCACCUCUUUGUCGCCGACACGUUUAUGCUGACCCUCGCCGGCGUGGGCGACUACGAGACAGACGCGCGCGGCGUCCAGCGCGAGAGCAAACCGCCCGGUCGCAACACGUUUACCUUUAUGUGGAGCUAUCCCAAUAUGAUCCCGCUCGGGCCGGACGAGCUGGCACGCAUGUGGGCGGUCAUGGCCCAGUACCGCUUCGCAGCGGCGCACGGCAGUUUCGAGGGGCGCGAUCUCGAGGACACCCGCGCCAGGACGAGACUGCUGGAGAGCAUGCAGCUACAGGUUCGCGCCAUGGGGCAUACUAGUCACCCGCUGCUCAAAGAGGUUGCGUAG
This is a messenger RNA of Cordyceps militaris CM01, 942 nucleotides long. RefSeq names its product metallo-beta-lactamase domain protein, putative. The record is from RefSeq and is a predicted model, not a curated record. NCBI's taxonomy places the organism in Eukaryota, Fungi, Ascomycota, Sordariomycetes, Hypocreales, Cordycipitaceae. The transcript has a single exon. Bases 1 to 942 code for a protein of 313 amino acids.